CGCUGUCUGACUGUCAUGCAAAACAGUCAGUCUUUCACUCUGGGUGGGACCCGCCACCAUGGGAGGCAGGUCAAAGCUGCGGGUACUUAAGGUGGAUCCCUCUCAGCUAGUGCAGCAGUGAGACCUGUGCUUCGGAAGCAAAAUGUCUUUCCUCAAGGUUGUCGCCCUCAUCGCCCUCGUGGCAGCUGCCUCCGCCCGCCCAGAGUCUGGACAUUCCGCCCCCGCCCCGGCUGCUGGUUACGGCUACGCCCCUCCUCCUCCCCCACCUGCAAAACCCGAAUACUCCUUCGACUGGGCCGUGAAGGACGACUACGCCGGCCUUGACUUUGGCCAAAAUGAACACCGCGACGGCUACAACACCGAGGGCGCCCACCACGUGCUGCUCCCCGACGGCCGCGUGCAGAAGAUCGUCUACAAGGUAAGCAAGGACGGCGGCUUCAUGGCUACCGUGGAGUACGAGGGCGAGAUCAGACACGAGCCCAAGGGUUACGGCAAGACCCCGGCCCCCGCCUACACUCAGCCGCCGGCUUACAGACCCCAGCCCACACCUGCCUACGGCAACGCCUAAUUCCCCGAACUCUCCAGAUGAAGUGAUCUGAAACCUGCACAAGAGUCUCUCUCUCAUCAAAUAUUUUACUUCUAAGUAACUUAUUAUUUUAUUUGUGCUAGUGAAUUAAAGCAGCAGUAAAGGA
This is a messenger RNA of Scylla paramamosain (green mud crab), 692 nucleotides long. RefSeq names its product cuticle protein 7-like. Lineage: Eukaryota; Metazoa; Arthropoda; Malacostraca; Decapoda; Portunidae. Gene Ontology annotation, cellular component: extracellular matrix. The record is from RefSeq and is a predicted model, not a curated record. The transcript is spliced from 3 exons. The coding region runs from base 143 to 568 and encodes 141 amino acids.